Messenger RNA from Vespa velutina, 1253 nucleotides. RefSeq names its product beta-ureidopropionase (gene pyd3). Bases 17 to 1129 code for a protein of 370 amino acids. Gene Ontology annotation, molecular function: beta-ureidopropionase activity. Lineage: Eukaryota; Metazoa; Arthropoda; Insecta; Hymenoptera; Vespidae. The record is from RefSeq and is a predicted model, not a curated record. The transcript has 5 exons.
CAGAAAUAAAUCAAAUAUGUACGAAUCAACUAUCGAUGAAAUUUUAAAAGUGCAUUUACCAGAUGAUGUUUUGCCAGAAAUUAAUCGUCUUUUGUAUGGCCGCAAAAUAAAAAAAUUAGAUUUAGCAGAUUGGAAAAAUGACUAUAAUUUGGAAAGACAAGGUUGGAUAUUAAAUAGUAUUGUUGAAGAACAAUUACGUCCUAAACGCAUUGUACGUGUAGGAUUAAUCCAACAUUCAAUCGUUUUACCAACAACAGAUCCAAUAGAAAAUCAAAGAAAUGCAAUACAUAAUAAAAUAAAAGAAUAUAUUGAUUAUGCAGCUACUUGCAAAGUUAAUAUAAUUUGUCUACAAGAAGCUUGGCCUAUGCCAUUUGUAUUUUGUACAAGAGAAAGAUAUCCAUGGUGCGAAUUCGCUGAGGAUGCUGAAAAUGGGCCAACAAAUUUAUUAUUAUCAAAAUUAGCAAAAGAACAUAAUAUGAUUAUUAUUUCUCCAAUUUUGGAAAGAGAUAGUGCUAAUGGAGAUACUUUGUGGAAUACAUCUGUUAUUAUUAAUAUAGAUGGUAAAAUUAUUGGUAAACAUCGAAAAAAUCAUAUACCACGUGUUGGAGAUUUCAAUGAAUCUACGUAUUAUAUGGAAGGAAAUACAGGACAUCCUGUUUUUGAUACUUGUUAUGGACGCAUUGCUGUUAAUAUAUGUUAUGGACGUCAUCAUCCUUUAAACUGGCUUAUGUUUGGAUUAAAUGGAGCAGAGAUUGUCUUCAAUCCAUCAGCCACUGUUGGUAAUUUAUCUGAACCUUUAUGGCCUAUAGAAGCAAGAUGUGCUGCAAUUGCUAAUAAUUAUUUUACGUGUGCCAUCAAUAGAGUUGGGACUGAAAUAUUUCCCAAUAAAUUUACGUCGGGUGAUGGGAAGCCAUCUCAUAAUGAUUUUGGGCAGUUUUAUGGUUCCUCUUAUAUUACUGCACCUGAUGGCACACGGACCCCAGGUUUAAGUAGAUCUAAUGAUGGAAUACUUAUUGCAGAUUUGGAUCUUAAUCUUUGCAGACAAGCAAAAGAUAUAUGGGGAUUUAGAAUGACCCAACGACUGGACAUGUAUGCUAAUGAACUUGCUAAAUUCGUCCAACAAAAUUGAAUAUUGUUACAUAAAUUAUAUGUUUCAUUUUAUUAAUCUUAUAUGUAAAUAUCAAAUAAAAUAUAAAAACGAAUGAAAUAUAUUUAAGCCAGAAAGCAUAAAUAUACAUAUACAUACACACAUA